Messenger RNA from Anopheles marshallii, 5316 nucleotides. RefSeq lists its product as uncharacterized. Gene Ontology annotation, cellular component: nucleus. The record is from RefSeq and is a predicted model, not a curated record. The transcript is spliced from 7 exons. Gene Ontology annotation, biological process: regulation of DNA-templated transcription. Gene Ontology annotation, molecular function: protein binding; zinc ion binding. Lineage: Eukaryota; Metazoa; Arthropoda; Insecta; Diptera; Culicidae. Bases 1 to 5316 code for a protein of 1771 amino acids.
AUGGAGCAACCGCCCUUUCGGAAACCGGUAACCGUUGAGAUCACGUACAAAGCACCACUGGGCCAUGGUGCAAGAUCGCGACCACCAAAUGCGGCAAAAUCGUCACUACCAAAACCAACGACGAAUGCUUGGAAAAUCGGUGCCCUUCCGGACCUUAAAGUAUGUGAACUGUUGCGUGGAUCCCGAUUAUCACUCGAUUCCCGUGAAUUACUGACCAGUGCUUUGCAAACUAAUUGUGCGUCUAGUAGUACCGUUAACGCAACGAUCCUGUCCGGUGGUGUUACGAUAAUCCCGAUGAGUUACAUGAAGCCUGUACUUGCCGAAAACGUGCAUCCUGCAAACUGGAAUCAACAACCGGCACCGAAUCAUCCGCAUGCAACGAAGAGCAGUAAAUCGAAAAUCAAUCGAAACGAUUCGAAGAAGCGUAUCGAAAUUUGUCCCGACAUAAGCAUCUUCAAAAUUCCCAUGGCUCGUCCUCCCAGUGUUCUGGCUGGCAAAACUAAACCAAUGUCGAACCAGCAACAAAACGGUCCGUCAACAAUCGUGACAUCAAAUCCCGCACCGGUUUUACCCAUCAACAGCACAACCGUGGUAUUGCCGACCAAUUCGUCCGGUGCGAUCAACGAACUGCAGUUUAUUGCUGGCUCGGCGACAACACCGACAUCCACCGGAUUGAUAAUGUAUCGUCCAAUUGCCCCGAAGCCCAUGGCUACGGUACAAAGUUUGAUGACCACUGCUUUGCCUGUAUCAACAGUGGCUCCGAUACUGCUAUCGUCAACGGUCACAAUUAAUCCUGGGACACCAAUAAUCACGGAGGGUGUAAUGAAUUCUACUACCAGUUGUGGAACCGGGAAUUUGCCGAACGGUGGUGUAUCGGGUAUGGUGUUGCAAUCAGUUGUACCAUCGCAUAUACAAGCCAACCAACUUCAGGAUCAGUCCGCACUUUACGCUACUGGGUCGAACCUCGUGCUUCCGUUCGGUACCACCAUCAAGGUAACGCAGGGUGCCCUUAAUCAGCAACAACCUCAAAUGCAGCCCACUGCCGUGCCGAUAGCUACGGUCAAUGCUCAGCUACAACCGUCACUCGUACAUACACCAUCCCCACCGGUACUACAGUCGCUAGGUACCAUUUCGAUCACAAAGCCGCACCAACAACCGCAGAAGAUGGUGUUAAGUACUAGACUUCCGAUUGCUUCUACUUCAGCCGGUCCAAUUAGUCCGGCCAACAUGCCACCGCUGUACGUGCCUCCAAAUAAGGCUUCGAUUGUUACAACCGUGCCAAAAGCUGGUGUACCAAUGUCAACGUUAUCUGUCACCGGCAAGAUUCACGGAGAGACUCGCCAGAUAAUGGUCACAGGACCAGCCAACAAUAACAUAGUCAAGCGUCGUAUGUCUAUGGGUAUAUUAAAGGUACCGACAGCCACGGUUGAACAGCAAGAGUUAAGGAAACCAAUUAAGGCAUUUCCUAUUCCUUUACUAAGUCCGUUCACACCUCAACCGACCGUACAGCAGCAGCAACAACAGCAUUCGGACCAACAACUCAUUUCUGAACCUAACAAAGAUCAAACCGUUCCACUUCCAUCGAGUGCCCGACAUUUUGCGGAACAGUGUGGCCAGACAGCAAAUGUGAAUUUGUCGCUGCAGUUGGAAAAUGAACCAGCUGCUCCCAUCACUGAGGACGAGUUGUCGAAUGAUGGUUCCAUGUUGGUGAUGGACCUUGGCGAAACCAACAUGCCGGAAGUGAAACAGGGCGAGAACAGCAUGAUUUUCGGUAAAGGCAUGGAACGUGCUGCUAUUGUUGCGCAUGCAAACGGGGAAAACUUGCUAGAGGUUGAUAACGAUAAUGAGCUAAUUGUUGGCGAACAGUUUAAUGAUGCAUCCAAUUUUUCCAACCUGCUGGAAGGUAUGCUACCUGAGAAGAAUGUUUCUUAUCAACUGGAGGUGCCCAAAACUCCGGAAAAAAAGAGAUCAUCAUCGCCGCAACUCGGUGCGACCGGUACCGGUACAAACGUGAGCCCCCGAUUGCAGAAGCGUUCAUCUUCCGAGCAUCAACAGUCAAAGGUAAAAGUGAGCUUAUCACAUGCGGAGGCUGCUGUUCCGCAAAUAAAUCCGAACCGCCGACGGUUUUCGGAGUUUGCUUUGGUUCGAACACCACCGGUCGGUGUUACUAUCCCGUUUACAGACGAACAUUACUAUAUACCGCUCGGUUCCAGUAAUGCACGCAAGACCACGGUCGGUGUUGACCAGAAAAUUGGUGGCGUACAGGAACCGCGUAUAAAACAAGCCAAUUUUGCUAGUGAUCAAAAGAAUAAAGAACUGUUAGUACCUCCACAACCACCAUCAUCGGCGCAAAACGUUUCGUUGCUGUGUAAUGAAACGAUUGAUGUACCGAAACAGAUCGAAGAAAUGCUUAAAAAACGGCCUAGUAUCCCGAAGCAAGUUAGACCGGCGACCGAUGCACUUAACGAGAUGGAUCAAGAAUCAGUCACAUCGGAGGAGUUUAGUCGCAAAAGGCAACGCUUGGCGAAGGAAAACAGUAUUGAGCGCAGUAUCAACAGUCGGUCGACAUCGAUGUCCUCCGACAGUAACGUGCCUGCUGGAAAGCUGGCACGCGGUAACCAAACAUCCGAAUCAGUCAAAAAGAACGCAUUGGGAACGCGAGCUGGUGGCAAAAAGUCGCGAGCAGCUGGUGGCGAAGCGUCGAAUCAAAUCACGCCAUCCGAAUCGUCCGCUAGUCUGCAGGACGAUGGAGGACCGGUGUACGAUACAUCAACCGUUGCAGACCAUCUGCGCUGGUAUGAUGGUGUCGGGUACCUUAGCGAAAGCACGAUGCACUUCGAGUUCAACAAGUUUGGCAUUGUGCAACCGCUCUCGGAUGAAGCGUACGAUCUGCAUUGCCAGACGGACAUUUAUCGUCAUAUGAAGCUGCGGAUCGGCGACCGGCCGCUACUGGCGGCGAAGCCUAAAGAGCACGAGUCCUACAAGUGUGAGGUAUGCUCGAAUCGGGGCCGGGCGGCUGAUUUUGUUACACCGGACUUUUGUAGCAUCAGCUGCGUGCAGGCAAGCAAAAAAACCUUUUUACGCGAUUACAUCAUGAAUUCAACGCACGCACUGCAACAAGCGUAUGGUUUGUCGAAGGAAAACAAGGUUGGUGCGGGUAAGCUUCCGUCCGCGGCAGGAAAGAAACAAAAGAUUCAGCGGACCAAGAAGAAACAGCAAACGGAGAAGCAAAAUAUCAAGAAAGCAUCACCGAUCUCUAUUACGACGGCCUCAUCCACUAGCGACGAUGAUUCGAUGAGCUCGCUGAGCCUUAACUCAAGCAUCUUCCUUAAACGGCAGGCAUUACGGGAAUUGAUGCCGGCCUCACUCGACGACAGUCCACCUCCACCGUCGACGGCACGAUCCACCGCUGACAACGUCAUUGAGGGUGGUGAGGACACCGAGUUCAAUUGGAACCAUUAUCUCAAAAAGAUAAACGGAGAAUCCGCUCCGAUCCAUCUGUUUGGUCCCAACCCAUUUCCAUCGUCUGGUUUGGGAGCUGUCCAGCACAAAUUCCGUAUCGGCACGAAGCUGGAAGCGAUCGAUCCGGAGAACAACUCCCUGUUCUGCGUCUGUACGGUGGCCGAGGUUCGUGGUUAUCGUCUGAAGUUACAUUUUGACGGUUACCCGGCCGAAUACGACUUCUGGUUGAAUGCAAACUCCAUUGACAUCUUUCCACCCGGCUGGUGUCAGAAGACAAACCGCGUGUUGCAACCACCGGCCAGUUACAUAGGACGGCUAUUCCACUGGCCAAGUUACCUGCAGGAAACCAAUGGUCUCAUGCCCGAGAGUGAUAUGUUUAUGCAUCUAAAUCAUACGAGCGAUAGGAACAGGUUCGAAAUCGGUAUGGCCAUAGAGGCGGAUGAUUUGAAAAAGUCGGGCAAAGUGUGCGUCGCUACGGUGGCGGACAAAAUGGGCGACCGGAUACUGAUACACUUUGACGGAUGGGAUAACCGAUACGAUUACUGGGUGAGCAUUCACUCCAACUACAUUCAUCCAGUUAACUGGCAUAAGGAAAACAAUGAUAAAAUCACCGCACCACCAGAUUGGAACAAACCAUUCGACUGGGAUAAGUACCUUCGAGUAAAGUCACGGAGCAACCUGGGCUCGAUUACUAAGGCGGAAAAGCCACUGUUCAAAACACGCCCACCGGUACACUUCAAACUUGGCCAACUUCUCGAGGUGGUGGACAGGAAGCAGAAAAAACUAAUUCGCCCUGCUAAGAUCGUCGCCACUGACGGUUAUGAAGUGAGCCUGUGCUUUGAAGGUUGGCCCCGGGAGUAUGAGUUCUGGAUUGAGGAUGACAGUCCGGAUCUGCAUCCCAUCAACUGGUGUGCCCGAACGAAUCAUCCAUUGGAACCGCCGCACAAUUUUCAGCUGUCCAGCGACACAUUUGACGGCACGUGCGAGCUAAAGUUUUGCCUGAGCAGAGGCAAUAGCAAAUAUUCACAGAAAAAGUUUCACGAUCGAUCGUCUGAAUGUCCGUACAAGCGUAGCAACUGGAUGAGCGAAGACCGCAAACCGCUCCGUCUUAGCCAUGACCAAGUACAAACACAUAACAUUGUGAAGAUGCAGCCUGCCGAAGAGACGCCUAAUGUCAAACAACUCAACCCCAACAGUGUGGCGGAGCUACGGGCAGCUGCUCGGAAGAAUGUGGCUACCUCGGCGCUGAACACCAUCAAGGCAUCGGCGGCAAGGAGGCGUGCCAGCGUCGCAUGCAUUACUCCUACCCCCGUACCAUCUAAGCGCAUCAAGCAAGAAGCGGAUGAGCCGCUUAGUACUGCUACCUCGACUUCAACACCAACACCACCACCGUCCCGCGAUCCUUCCAAGGAGCGUAUUAUAGCGAGGGUCAAAGAAACGGAGGAUACUGCCGCCAGUAACCAUUCGGCGGCCCGCGCUUCAAACGUGAACGAAUCCAUCCGUUUGGCUCGUCCCGUCAUCGAGGAGUACGGUCCACGGUUGCUGCAUUCGUACGAAGUGUGGCAACGGCAUUCCCGCUACCUGGACGAAUGUACCGAACAGACCGGUGCAAUGCGCAAAAAUCCACUACACUGGACGACGGAUGAGAUGGCACGCUACAUAGAGCAACUGCCCGGUUGCGCGGAGUACGCGAGUAAGAUCCGGAACGAGGAAAUCACUGGCCGAUCGUUUCUGAGCUUAACACAAUCCGAUCUAAUCGAUUAUCUUGGCGUGAAGAUAGGACCGGCCAUUAAAAUCUACAACCGUAUCAUUCGAUUGCGCCAACUCGUAACUACCAAGUUCAUUCAGUUGUAG